Trypanosoma conorhini is the source of this 603-nucleotide messenger RNA. Its product is annotated as U2AF65-like splicing factor. The annotation marks the transcript as partial. The transcript has a single exon. Lineage: Eukaryota; Euglenozoa; Kinetoplastea; Trypanosomatida; Trypanosomatidae. The record is from RefSeq and is a predicted model, not a curated record.
AUGGGGCGUGACAGUCGCGGGGAUCGCUACGCCCGGCGCGGCGAUGCCGCCUCUGACCGGCAUGGCGCCGUCGAUGGCGGCAGCAGCACCUCGAAGACCUCCACACGCUACGGGCGUUAUGCUGGGAAACGGCGUUCACGUUCCCCGCGGAGUGGGCGUCGUGGUGCCAGCGAGGAGCGAGACAGUGACCGCCACCGCGCCAGGCGGCGUUCAGAGAGCGAGGAGCAGCGACGGCGGCGGCACGGGACGGGCAGAGGACGGUCGGGUAGCAAGGAGGUGGCGAAGAAGGGCAGAGGGCGCAGGCGUUCACGAUCCCGGGCGUCGUCGUCGUCCUCCUCCUCUAGCGUGUCGCGAAGAGCCGAUGCUGGCCGGCGACGCUUUGAGGCAGUAGAUGUGCGGGAGCUGCUACAGCCUGAGAUGCCGGCAAACGCCGGGGGAAUGGUGCCGCAGUUGCCUGCCGAGAUGAUCAUGGCGCUCAUUCAACAGCAACAGCAACAGCAACAGCAGCAGCAGCAGCAGCAGCAGAUGCUGAUUUCGCAGCAGGACACAUUGACGGCUGCGAGGGACGCCAUGCUCUCUACACCGGAUCCCACAGCUGUACCG